This is a messenger RNA of Drosophila teissieri, 3531 nucleotides long. Its product is annotated as proteoglycan 4. The transcript has 5 exons. The record is from RefSeq and is a predicted model, not a curated record. NCBI's taxonomy places the organism in Eukaryota, Metazoa, Arthropoda, Insecta, Diptera, Drosophilidae. Bases 1 to 3531 code for a protein of 1176 amino acids.
AUGGACACCGUCUAUGGGACAAAGAAGUACUUCCAGAGUUUAUCCGGCGUGAGUGAUAUAUACAGGGCGCAGACAUGUCGGCAAAUGAGCGCGGAUUAUACAUACCAGAACACAGUUGGCCGGAGGUCCCAGCUGGGGGCUUACUACCACAUGAACAAGCAGCCCUCGUACACCAAUGAGCACAGUCUGAACAGUCAGUAUGGCUACAAUACGUGGGGCAUCUGGCGGGAUGGCAGGAACAUCGCCCCAUCCACCUUCUCGGCCAAGACGCACACGCAGUACCCCAAGAAUCGAUCAUUCAGCAUUAUCCUUACAACGGCUGCAUUUAUCGUCCUGCUGGCCGUCAUCUCCAUCGCAGGACUGGCAUUCUACUUCAGCUCCAUAAAAACCAAUCUGGAGGAUCCUGUCAUGGGCUUUGAGGGUUCCUUCCGCAUCGCCAAAGGGGAUCUUUUCUCCACUGGCUUAAAGUACAACCACACUACCACCUACAAACAGAAGAUCGAUUUCUAUAAGAGAUUUGUGGAGCGUUCCAUGAUGGACAAUGGAUUGCAGCCACUGCGCACCGAUGUCUGGGGCUUUGGAGAGGGUCCACUGAUCAAGGUCUCAUUCCGCGUGUUCCUCGAUGUCCGUAAACUGCCGCAAAACAUCCUGAGUGUCGAGGAGUACAUUAAGGAGUCUCUGUUCCUGGAAACUUCUGCUGCCAAAUCGUUAUAUCGUUCACUGCGUUUGGACACGGAGUCGGUGGAGAUCAAGCGCAUAAUGGACGAGCAGGUGGUGCGAUCUGCAGCGAUAUUAAAGGAAGCCCAAACGGUGCCCACUAGUCAAACACAACUGGAAAAGCGUCUCAUGAAAAAGGGUAGCACACCGGCAACAGCUCCAGUUCACCCAAAACCGAAUCCAAAUACCACGCCCAAGCCGAAGAAUCCCCUGCUGCGCAGUCAUUCCGCUGACGAAGAGCCCGAUAUCGAUGUGGAGAAUGCACCAGUUAUUCAAGGGUCUUUCGAGGGUUCAUUCGAGAUCACCAAGACGGAUGCGGACAUAGCCCGGAAGAAGACCCCGCCCACUCGCGCCUACCAGGCCGCCAGCAGCACCUUGCCACCCAAGGCCAUUGCGGUUACGCCAUUUUCCUUGAGGGUGAAGCCCAAGAAGCCGAGCAUCGAGAAGCUAACGACGGUGCUGCCACAACAGGUCCCCACCGGAGGUCCUACUAGCUCCACCAGAGCAACCACCAAGGCCACCAAGGCAACUACCACCACGACGAAGAGAACUACAACUUCCACCACGCGGAAAACCACAACAACGACCACUCCUAAGCCAACAACUACUACCACAACCACGGAGCCCACUACAACUACCACUACCUCAACGACAACAACAACACCACCACCACCACCACCUCCAAGCACCACUAGAGCCACCACCCCAAGCACCACCACCACCUUUACCUACCCCUCCGUGAGCACACCUCCUCCGAAUCAAGGCGGAUCCCUGCCCAAAUUGGAUGCCAAUCUGUUCACCACCUUCCCCAUUUUGGACACUCAACCGUGGCGACCAAUGCAUCGAGAGGUUCCAGAGCUGCUGCCCGGUCCACCGCCUGCUUUUCCCACCAAAACUCUACCCGGGGGAACCACACCCACAGUGAACCACAUACCACAGAGGAGAAUCGACGAAUUUGAACUGCCCUUCAUUGGAGACAAUCCCACUCCACCGACAGCUGCUGUGGCUCCAGUAACCGUGGAUCCCUAUAGUUUGGGUUUCCUCAAUCCGGGACUGCGAGUGCAAGAGCCUAAACCAAAUCUCGGACCGCUGCCACAGGACGAGGACUUGCUUUUCUACCACAAUUUUGGUAGUCCGAUCUUCAUGCCGGGCACCGAGAACAUAGAACGCUUGGGAGGCGCUCUGGUGGAACCACAUCCCUUGCCUGUACCUCUUAUAGAUGAUGUUAUUAUACCACCAUUCAAGCCCAUUGAUGCUACAAUAGGAGCGGCUGACAAGAUGCCCUUCAAUCUGGACGCCAGCAACGAGAGAUUCGAACAUUUGGGUGGAGGAGUUAUAGCAAAGAAGCCCCAGGAAAAGCUGGACAAGAAGGAACAAUCUUCAAAGAAAGACCAGUUGGAAGGAAGUUUGACCGUUAAGGAAGCGAAUCAGACGGUGCUGGAAAAGAAGAAAGUCAAUGCGAGUAAGGAACAGAAGCCAGAGCAGCCGGAGAUAACCACUAAAGUGGAAAAGAAACAGGAGAAAGUGGAGGCUACCACAUUACCCACAAAGGUACCAGCUAAUAGCCCACCCAAGCCAACGAAAUCUCCAUCUUUACCGUCCCUGAAACCUACGGAUAACUCUGUGUUGGCCGACACUAUUGGAGAAUUCUUUAUGGAGCUGCUGAAUCUGCCGAAGGAGGAUAACGCGACUGCGACUAAAAAACCAACACAGGAUGCGAUAGAAUCUCGGAUAGAACCUGAGGAAGAAGAAACCCUGGAUACUGUGCAGACCCCCAGUGUGAGCCACUCCAAGCCGAACUUUAUGAACCUCAAGGAGAUCAUCCUGCAGAGGAAUACCCCCUCAUCGAUUCUCUCCAACGAAACUUUGGAGGAAUCCACAACGAUUACGCUUACCACAACAACGAUGCCGACCACAACAACCAGCACCACCACGGAGGAGCCCAGAACCACGAAAAGGAAUCGCAUUCGAACCACCAGUGAACGACCCACAAUGAUGGAUGACUCAAACCUAUUUCCGUCCCACUCGAAAUGGGAGUUUGUCAACAGUUCGUCGACCCAAGGAUUUGGACACAACUCGAAUAUGAGGAAGGUCUUCAAUCAGACCCUGCAGGCUUGGGUAUCGGAGGACAUUGACAAGUCGGAGAACUUGACGUUGGACGAUAUCAAGACAAAGAUCAACAAUGCUAGUAACAUUCAGGAUAUCUCCCUGAUCUUUGAUACGUUGGCCUCCAAGCUGGGCAUCACUCCCAGUGUACCCAAUAAGUUUCCUCCCUUUUCGCAAAACAAACUGAAGCAAGCUCCAAAGGAAGAAGUCACAAGAAGACCAAUGCCCAGCUCCACUACCACGGAAUUACCAAUACUGAUCCCGGAAUCUAUUCUGCCCGUCGAAAGAGAGCCCUUUAUCAAGCCCAUGUCUAGUUUUAUAGAUGAUGGUUCCUCGGAAGUGCUGGGAGCGGCUAUUCCCGUGAUUGGCGAGGCGGAAGUUGAGGUAGUGGACCCACUGAACUAUGAGGAGAUGCUCAAGAUCUCACAGUUCGCUGCCAGCAGUACGGAACCCAGUGCCCAUAAGCUGGUGACACUUCUUCCGGUGAGAUCAAACUCCGGAAUUCGAACCUACAGACCACCAGCCGCGGAUGAAGAGACGCAGCGGAGUGCCAGUGCUCCGGCUGCCUUGGCUGCACCUUUAGCUGCUCCUUCACCCGGAAAGAUUAGCAUACGGCGCAAGAGCAACCUCAACCAGAGCCGGAGAUUCGGACAACCACCUGCAGAGGCGGUGGUCAAGGGCGGCAUCCAUGUGACGGUCAAGAAGUGA